This is a messenger RNA of Lachancea lanzarotensis, 447 nucleotides long. RefSeq names its product LALA0S03e03048g1_1 (gene CDD1). The record is from RefSeq and is a predicted model, not a curated record. Gene Ontology annotation, molecular function: zinc ion binding; cytidine deaminase activity. Bases 1 to 447 code for a protein of 148 amino acids. Lineage: Eukaryota; Fungi; Ascomycota; Saccharomycetes; Saccharomycetales; Saccharomycetaceae. The transcript has a single exon. Gene Ontology annotation, cellular component: cytosol.
AUGCAAACGAAUAUUGCUCCACCCGGUUUAACUGACUCGGAUUUCCAAACUUUGAAAACCAGCGCUUUAAGGGCGCGUGAACUUUCGUACAGUCCGUAUUCCAAAUUUCGAGUUGGAUGCAGCAUAAUGACAGAAUCCAAAACAUGCUUUUUGGGUGCAAACGUUGAGAAUGCAAGCUAUGGUGCUGGUAUAUGUGCAGAGCGAACGGCCAUCGUCAAAGCCGUUACAAGUGGCCAUGCCAACGACUGGAUAUGUCUGGCAAUCAGCGGUGAUGCGUUUGACACCUGUAUUUCACCGUGUGGAAUCUGCAGACAAGCGAUUCGCGAGUUUGCAAGUCUCAAACUGCCAAUUGUGAUGCUCAACGGGGAUGGUUCCAAGUGCAUUGUCAGAACGCUCCAAGAGCUGUUACCAAUGAGUUUUGGGCCAGAGGACCUUGAAAAGCAGUAA